This is a messenger RNA of Pseudozyma hubeiensis SY62, 534 nucleotides long. RefSeq lists its product as hypothetical. The record is from RefSeq and is a predicted model, not a curated record. Bases 1 to 534 code for a protein of 177 amino acids. Lineage: Eukaryota; Fungi; Basidiomycota; Ustilaginomycetes; Ustilaginales; Ustilaginaceae. The transcript has 3 exons. Gene Ontology annotation, cellular component: membrane; endoplasmic reticulum. Gene Ontology annotation, molecular function: protein-macromolecule adaptor activity.
AUGGUUGCUUUUGGUCGCUACCACGGCUGCCAUCAACGGAGCGAGCAACAUCCUCAACCCUCGUGCCAGUGCAAAGUCACUCCCUUGUCAGCACGCCUGUUUGGCGUCUGGAACAUCACUUCAGCCAUCAUUCGCAUCUACGCUGCUUACAACAUUCAUGACAAAGUAGCGUACGAGCUGUGCAUGUGGUCCUUUGUCAUUGCUCUCGUCCACUUUGUCUCCGAGACAUUCGUCUACAAGACCACCAAGCUUGGGCCUGGCAUCAUCAGCCCCUUGAUCGUAGCCUGUAAGUGCAACCCUUUGGAUGUGCUCAAGUCGGCCCAUUUGUACUCACGCCGUGUUUUGAACAUCAACGACAGCUUCGAGUCUCGCGACCAUGUACCUUCAGUACAACGCCUACAUGAACCCUGUCAGAAAAUGGAUCUAGCGAAGCAACACCACAUGUUUCGAUCAAGAGCUCAUCAGAUUCCUUCUCUGGAUCGUAACCAUGUCACCUCAACACAUUUCCAAGACUUCAGUUGCAUAUCUUGGUGA